CACACUGACUGUCCACCUGGGAUGCCACCUCCGGAUGACAGCACUGCCCACCGAAAUUGGCCUCACUUCUUUCAGGACCGAAAUGAAAUCAGCGAGCACUGCCUUGAGCAGUGUUCAGCUCAAUGGUGCGGACUCUUCAGCAGCUGUUACCAUGAGUCAGCACCAGAAACUUGCAGCCACUGCGAGCAGGAUGACGGAAUCCUACUUGCUCAUCGUGGUUUGGCUCGACAGCACGAAUUGGAUGAUCUCAGCAUACAACUCCGUGCUGAACGCGUUGGAUUUCAUGACCGGCGCAAAGCCUGCCGGUGCGGAGGGCUACACUGCAAUGCCCUCACAGAGCCAAGCGCAUCAUGUGCCCAACCCGCUGCUGGAGCCUCCCUCGACCUCAAAAGCUGCAUUGCCACAGCACCGGUCGGUGACGUCUUCAAGACGCAUCUGCCGGGAGAAAUGCCCUGCAGCCCAGCGGCCCGAUGAUGGGAAAGUGCAGGCCCGGCUCCCCACGGCAGCCGGCAGUGACGGCCCU
Molecule: messenger RNA, 523 nt
Organism: Symbiodinium necroappetens
Lineage: Eukaryota; Dinophyceae; Suessiales; Symbiodiniaceae
Source: the annotation of a GenBank genome assembly